Messenger RNA from Anolis carolinensis (green anole), 1250 nucleotides. RefSeq names its product zinc finger MYND-type containing 12 (gene zmynd12). The transcript is spliced from 8 exons. The record is from RefSeq and is a predicted model, not a curated record. NCBI's taxonomy places the organism in Eukaryota, Metazoa, Chordata, Lepidosauria, Squamata, Anolidae. Gene Ontology annotation, molecular function: protein binding. Bases 45 to 1154 code for a protein of 369 amino acids.
GGCCUAACUUUUGCAUAGCAACGGCGCCCUUAGCAACGGAGGGUAUGCGGACGGAGCGGCUGCAGCCGUUGGCGUUGCCCCGCGGGCAGCGGCUCUUCUGCGAGCUCUGCCUCGGGCCCGCCCACGUCCGCUGCGGGGGCUGCGGGGUCACCUUCUACUGUGAGACGGACCACCAGAGCGCGGACUGGGUCAGCGUCCACGAGAAGAUAUGCCAGCUGCUCAUCCCGCUGCGCACGGCCUCGCCGUUCUACAACUCGGAGAAAGAGCGGAAGCACGGCAUCGAGCAGAAGAUCCGCAGAGAGAUGUUCCUGGCGGGGCUGACGCACACCAUCGCCCAGAACUACCUCUUUGAAGGCAAACACGAGGAUGCCAUCCCGGCGGCACUGCACUCGCUCAAGUUCAGCAUCAGCGUCCAUGGCUCGGACUCCGUGGAGCUGGUGCCACAGUACCUCAUCUUGGCCGAGGCCAGCCUGGGUCUGGGCCACAUCCCGCAAGGGGAGGAAUACCUCUCCCAGGCGCUGUGGAUCGUGCUCAAGAGCCCUUCCUGCAGCCCCGCCAUCCAGGCCAAGCUCCACCGCAACGUGGGCCUCCUCCACGCCGCCCGCGGGAACUUGGAGGACUCCCUCUACCACCUGGCCAACGACAUCUACUUUGCCUCCUGCGCCUCCGGGCCCCACAGCCUGGCCGCCUCGGGGGGCUACUUCCACAUGGGGAACGUCUUCUUCCGGCAGAACAGGCUCGACGUGGCCAAGUCCCUCUACGCAGAGGUGGUUGACAUCUGGCACGGACACUUCACCCGCCUGAUUGACCAGCGCUACGAGGCGAUGAUGAACCCGAGAAUCAUCGACAUCUUUGCAAGAGAGCCAGAGCCCACCGAGGAGACGCCCGAUGACCAGGAGCGGUCCGAUGCGUCCAAGAUGCUGAAUGCCAUCCUGGAGGUGGAAGAGCAGUUUGCGAAGCCGCAGCCGGCCAGGGUGGCCAAGGUGGCCCUGGCUCUGGCCAUGCUUCACUUCCUGGUCCAGGACCUGGCAAAGUCUCAGGAACUGGUGACCAAAGUCCAGCAAAUCAUGAAGCGGCUGCCCAAAGCGGAGCCCAACGAGACCCUCCACCGCUUGGCCAAACUCCUGAAAUACAAGCAAACUUUUGUCAAAUGAGAGAGGCCGACGCCGGGCCACCUCCGUGGUUCUCAUCCAGUGACAAAAUCAUCUUUUUCUUACAUGACUACUAUUAAAUUUUACUAUUUUAUAUUA